Messenger RNA from Anas platyrhynchos (mallard), 2695 nucleotides. It is a transcript of the gene DRC12, whose product is annotated as dynein regulatory complex subunit 12 homolog. The record is from RefSeq and is a predicted model, not a curated record. NCBI's taxonomy places the organism in Eukaryota, Metazoa, Chordata, Aves, Anseriformes, Anatidae.
AGAGCGGCGCGGAGGCGGCUCCGGGCCUCAGGGCCCUGCAGGGAAAGCGGCCGGGGAAGGGGGGGCGCAGCCCCGGGCCGGGCCAGGCCGGGAGGGCGGCGGCAGCGGCAGCCGCGGAGCCCGCGGGCGGUGCUGGCGGCGGCGGCGGCGGCGGCAGCGGGGGGCGCCCGGCUCCGGCCCCUGCCCCGCCCUCCGCCCAAGUGCCGCCCUCCGCGCCAGCCACGCCCUACACCCCCCUUGGCCACGCCCCCCAGCUGAGCGCUGAUUGGUCGCGCCGCCCCCCCGCCCGCCUCGCCCCGCCCACUCCGCCGGGGAGGGGCCGGCGGCUAUUGGGCAGCGCCCGUGCGCUCUGUCCCCCCUCCCGCCGGCUCCGCGCAGGCGCGCAGGGAGGGGAGGGCGGCGCGGCGGCCAUGUUUAGUGAGGGCGGGAGGGGGGCGCGGGCCGGGCGGGGCGGCGUCGCCAUGGCAACGGGUCUGGCGGCCUGCUGGGCCCAGGCCGCGCCGCCCCCUGCGCCUUGCAAAUUAGAAUUAUUUCCCCUUUUUAAAGGCUAACUUCCUUUUUUUUCCACACGAAGACGUUCAGAAAUCGGGAAGCGGGCGGCUGCGUUGCAGCAGGAGCUGCCGCAGAGCCCGCUCCUCGCCCCGCAGUCACCACAUCCCCACAGCCAUGUUGUGCUCAGGCGUUAAUUCCUACAACAAGAAGGGGAAAGAAAACACAAAAACAGCAAAUACUGAAGUGUGGCCUGUGUCAAGUGUCCCGCACAAGCACCCAGAGGCAGGGGCUGCAGGCUGGAGCAAACCCCAUGGCCAAGCUCGCUGCCCCGCACCCAGGCACAGGGUGUGCAAAUCCCCUAAAAAAGGCAAAAAAAAACAACACAAAAACACACUUUUUUUUUUUGGCUGCACCAGAUGCGGCCAAGUAACCGUGUAUAAAUCGGUUAUAAACGUCCCCGUCUUGAUGUUACAGCCUUUGGUUCUGGGACAGGCAGCUCCUUGUCUGGCUUUAAUUACCUGGGCAAAUUUUCCGAAGGAUUAGAUCGACCUCAAAUAUGUCAACGUUUAUUGAGGCCGUGUUCCUGAGGUUUUUUUCCCAUUAGAUGCUAAUGGCUUCUGGCUAAUAGUCAAGCCGGACUGACCACCGGAGGGUGUCCUGGCCAGCUCCGGGAUACCACAAGUACCUGGGGAGAGGGCUGGGGAGGGUUACACCAGCCUGGUGGAGCCAAGCACAAAAAUUCGCUGCCUAUCUGCUUCCCCGGGCGUGAUUCACCCCGAGCCGCGGCUUCUUUCCGUGCAGGACCUCAAGCAAAGGUUGCUUUCCUUGGGGACUGCCUCCUCCCUGCGGAAGGAGGAUUUGGGACCGCGCUGGCAGCAGUGGGGGAUGCGAUGUUCCUCGCCCAGAGCCCACGCAGCGAGCUCAGCAUCCUGCGGAAGAAAGCACCUCCACACGCUCCCAGCUCCUCGGGGUUAACCGUGUCCCGAGCAGAAACAACAGCCUGAAAUCCCCUCCCUUCCUUCCUCGCUUCUUUUUUUUUUUAAUAAAAGAGGGUCAAAAUCCAGCCCCGCUCCCCAGGGCAGAGCUGGGGUGUGCCGGAGGGGAGAGCCAGGGCAGGAAGGGAGCGAGGCGCUGGGCUGGCCUCGGGCUGCGACCUGGGAGCGUCGCCCUCCCUGCCCCAUCCCCACGGAGCCACCAGGCUGCUGUGGGACCGGAGCUGUGGGAUGCUUUUGGGACGGGGUCCAGCCGAGCCCAAGCGGCUCGGUGCCGACAGCGGGGACUGCCUUGGACCACCCCGGCGCUGCUCUAGGGGUGUGUGGCCCACGCCUGUGUCACUGGGAGGGGAAAUACUGAAAUGCUCAGCUGCUGCGAGGCGGGGGAAGGCGUGGGGCCAGGCGACGAGCUGCCCUCGCUGCGGACACAGUUGCUACAACAGCGGGGUUUGGCUUCCAGGCAGCUGCUGCGCCUUCGGGGAGCCGGGUCCCUGCCAGCGGCGCUGCCGGAGGAUGCCUCCAAAGGGCAAAGGGAAGGGGAAAAGAGUGAAGCAGCAGAAAAGGAGAAGUGCAGCGGAAAGCCGAGCUGAAGCCACGUCCAGGAGAGCGUCAGAAGAGGCUGACAGCCUGGGAGAGCACCCGGCUCGCUGGAGGGACACGGCCCCGUGGGCGAGGGCGGACAGCGAGGGGCUCCGGCGGAGGCUGCGGGAGCUGGAGCUGGCGCUGGAGCAGGAACGGGAGGACAAAAGGGACAUGCACCAAGAAAUGAGCCGGCAGCACCAGGAGCUGCAGAGGCAGGCGGCAGCCCACAGCCAGCGCCUGGAGGCGGAGGUGAAGAGCCUGCGGGAGCAGCUCGCCAGCAGGCUCCAGGAGAGCCAGAGGAGCCACGAGGCUGCCAGCAAGGCGCUGGCAGAGCGGGACAGGACCAUCGCCCAGCUGCAGGGCACGAUGCGUGCCAUGGAGAGCGAGUACGAGCAGAUCCUCCACGACAGCCUGGACCUGGUGCUGGCCAAGCUGGCCGAGGCCAGGCAGCACUGGGAGGAGCAGGGCACGGCCGUCGAGCUGCAGCACAAGCAGCGCCUGCAGGAGUUUGGCCUCAACCCCCUGGAGAUGUAGCACCCCGGGGGACUCCAGGAGGGGGCCAGCAGCACGUGGAGAGCCUCCCAGCUCCACCUCCAGCCUGGGUGAGGGAUCCUGAGCCCCACAGCCUC